AGUAGUAGUAGCGCACAUAUCUUUUUUGAGCGUCAAGCGAUCUCUAGCUCUCUAGUCCAAAGCGUCCAAACACCUAAACCACAGGCUUCAAACUAAGUGCGAAGGUAACAACGAGGUAGCGUUAGACUGACAGCUGAGAACCUCCCGUGCUACGCUCCUUAGCGGAACUCUGGCUGUAAAUCUGAGUGUCUACGGGAGGUUUCGUUUCGAACAGCAAUCUAACUUUCCCUAAUUUUGUUUUUUGCUGCUCCACAGCGAACCUCGGCUAGCUUUUCUCCCAGGGUGGCGGAGCUUUCGCAAAUGCCAAGAUCCAUCACUUGGGAUUCUUGAGACGUGAGCCUAGGCACUUGCUGUCGGGGGCCGCCAUGGCCACCCGGGUGUUUGUAAACGUGGACGAGGAUCCCUUCUGCGCGGAGCUGGUGUUUCCCCGCGGCCUGGAAGGGGGUGCCUUCGUGUCGCUGGUCUUUGGGCGCUUCAGUCGGCACCAGGGGUCUACGGGAAGGAAGCACCUUGCCCUGCAGCGAGGUGCCGCCCAAGGAGGGCCGGUGGGGCAGAAGGUGUUCAUCAGCGUACCGUACGGGGAGCGCCAACCGCUGUGCACUCUGCGGGAAGCCCCACUGCCGGACGACCUCCAGGACAUUCCGGACCCAGACGAGGACGAUGAGGCGGUGGACGAUGUCAUCCUGGCCCCCAGCAAUGCCAAGGCCCCUUCCACCGGGGACGGAGAUGGAGUUCAGUGCGGCACCCUGUGCACGUCGUGCAACGGCUGGUUCUGCAGUGUCGAGGUGCUCCAGAUCCACCGGGCCCUGACGCACGCGCGGAGCAACGCAACCGCCAAGCCGGUGAAGACGGUCUACGGCUGCAAGGUGUGCCGCAAGACGUUUCCCAGCAGUGCCGACUGCCUGCUCCACAAGUGGAAGCACAGGCCGGAGUCCGAGUGGCCCUUCCAGUGCAAGUCGUGCCAGCGGGGCUUCCUGCGCCAGGCGGCCUUUGUGCGCCACCAGCAGAGCCACGCUCCCCAGUGCCGGGAGUGCAACCUCACCUUCGGGGACCACGACGAGCUGCACAAGCACAACGUGAGUCACCAGCAUGGGCGAGAGACCUUCUUGUGCGUGCACUGCGAGCAGCUGUUUCUCAGCAAGGCAGGCCUGCAGCGUCACAUUGCCAGGUACCACGGUUCUCUGGUCGAGGAAGGAGACCCGGAAAGUGUGGCCGAGGUGGCCGCCUGCCUGGACUCGCAGCCCGUGGAGCUGCACUGUCCGCUGUGCACAUUCGGGUGCACGGAGUCCCAGCAACUGGCCCAACACACGGCCUCCAGCCACCCGGAGGUGCCCACAGUGCGGUGCAGCAAGUGUGAGCAGGCCUUCCUGAAGGAGGAGGAGCUGUCCGAGCACCUGAGCCUGAAGCACCAACUGCUGCAGGUGGAGCACGCCGGUGACGGCAGCUACGUGUGCCACGUGUGCGACCGCCGGCUGAAGACCUUCAGCGGUUACUGGGGACACCUGCGGAGCCACACCAAGAUGAAGCCGUUUCUGUGCGACCAGUGCGGCCACCGCUACACGAGCCGUGGCAGCCUGACCAAGCAUAAGCGCACCCACGACUUUGCGAACGCCAGCCGCUGCCCGCACUGUGGCAAGGAGUUUGCCACCCUCGACUACAUGCGCAACCACGAGCGCCUAGUCCACACCCGCGACUUCAAGUUCCCCUGCCGGCUGUGCGGGCAUCGGUUCCCCAACGAGCGCAAGCAGCAGACUCAUAUGGCAGUGGUGCACGAGCAGGAGCUGUCGGCCGAGGAGCUGGCCUCCCUGACGCGGGUGCGCCACCAGCGCUGCCCGGACUGCCCCUUCGCCACGUACAGUGCCCUGCAGUUCCGGCAGCACAGGGCCACUCACACGGGCCGCUACCCGUUUGCUUGUACCCACUGCACCAGGGCCUUUGCCUUCCGGUUCCAGUUGACGCUGCACGUGCGGCGCCACCACCGGCAGGGCGGGCCCCUGGCCUGCCCCCACUGCCCCCGGCGCUUCGUGGCGGAGGAGACGCACAAGGCGCAUGUGGCGCUGCAUGGGGCGCCCCAUGCGGUGAGCCUGAUGUGCACCGACUGCAACUGCCUGUACGAGACCCCCCGACUGCUGGACAAGCACCGUGCGGCGCUGCACGGCAAGGGGGAGCCCCGCUACGCCUGCCGCAGCUGUUCUAAGCGCUUCCGCACCGCUGGGGGCAUGGCCGCCCACUACAGGGUGAUCCACGGAGGCUUUGCAGUCCGACAUUCCACUUGCAAGCCAGGCCCGACUGGCAAGAGUUCAAGUGCCACGGUGGCGCCCAUGCGGCGCUACGGCUGUUCCCGAUGGCCCUUCAGCUGCGAACCGUGCGGCCGCUUCUUCAAGUUCGAGAGCAGCCUGCGGGCGCACCGGGUCUGCUUCCACGGGCUGCCCGGCAGCGAGCAGCAGUCCAAGUCGUGCCCGGAGUGUGGCAAGAGCUUCCAGACGGAGCUGAGCCUGUCGAUGCACCUGCGCACCCACACCCAGGAGGUGCACUUCAAGUGCAGCGUGUGCAGCAAGCUGUACCGCAGCCGGAGCAGCCUCAAGAAGCACGUGGCCCUGGUGCACCGGGCCUGCCUACGCUGCUUCUGCCCGCACUGCGGCAAGGGCUUCCUGGGUCAGGCCUCGCUUGCGCUCCACACCCGCUUCUGCCACAAGGCCAAGGCAGCCCAAGAAGUGCCGGAAGCCGUCGAGAUUCCCGCUGCACCCGAGCCCAUAGUCAGCCAGGAAGAGCAGUUGUGGCAGUAAAGGCACUACUAGUACUGGCUCGUCUCUUGUAC
This is a messenger RNA of Ixodes scapularis (black-legged tick), 2818 nucleotides long. Its product is annotated as zinc finger protein 665. Gene Ontology annotation, biological process: regulation of transcription by RNA polymerase II. The record is from RefSeq and is a predicted model, not a curated record. Lineage: Eukaryota; Metazoa; Arthropoda; Arachnida; Ixodida; Ixodidae. The transcript has 15 exons. The coding region runs from base 366 to 2786 and encodes 806 amino acids. Gene Ontology annotation, molecular function: RNA polymerase II cis-regulatory region sequence-specific DNA binding; DNA-binding transcription factor activity.